AUGCGAGAAUUUAUAAAAGAACUUUCAUUUCGACGUCUUCUUGAUUCAUUAAAAUUAACACCUAAACAUCGUUUAGUUGAAUUUGGAGACAUUUGGGCUGAAAUAUUUCUUUGGUGUUUUAUGACUUCAAUUGUUGUACAUUUAAUUGCUAGUAUAAUUGCUGUUCGAUCAUUACGAAGUCAUAAAAUUGGACGCUGGUAUUCAGUACUUAUCCUUCUAGCAGGAAUUAUAACACCAAUUAUUCCAUCAGCAUUUACUAGUGGACUUCUAUCAGCAAUGUUUUAUGCUGCUUCCGUAGAAAUAAAACCAUUCUUUUGUUGUUUACUUGGUGUUGGACAAACUUUUAUUAUACUAUCCUUUUCAUUCCUAAAAAUAUUAUCUACAUUAUGA
This is a messenger RNA of Adineta steineri, 390 nucleotides long. Lineage: Eukaryota; Metazoa; Rotifera; Eurotatoria; Adinetida; Adinetidae. The record is from the annotation of a GenBank genome assembly.